Nannospalax galili (Upper Galilee mountains blind mole rat) is the source of this 685-nucleotide messenger RNA. RefSeq names its product histone H2B type 1. Gene Ontology annotation, molecular function: protein heterodimerization activity; structural constituent of chromatin; DNA binding. The record is from RefSeq and is a predicted model, not a curated record. Lineage: Eukaryota; Metazoa; Chordata; Mammalia; Rodentia; Spalacidae. The transcript has a single exon. Gene Ontology annotation, cellular component: nucleosome. The coding region runs from base 33 to 413 and encodes 126 amino acids.
GCUAGCCUAGGAAUUUUCUAUUGUCCUCCGUCAUGCCCGAGCCCGCGAAGUCAGCGCCCGCCCCGAAGAAGGGCUCCAAGAAGGCGGUGACCAAGGCGCAGAAGAAGGACGGCAAGAAGCGCAAGCGCAGCCGCAAGGAGAGCUACUCGGUGUACGUGUACAAGGUGCUGAAGCAGGUGCACCCCGACACGGGCAUCUCGUCCAAGGCCAUGGGCAUCAUGAACUCGUUCGUCAACGACAUCUUCGAGCGCAUCGCGGGCGAGGCGUCGCGCCUGGCGCACUACAACAAGCGCUCGACCAUCACGUCCCGGGAGAUCCAGACGGCCGUGCGCCUGCUGCUGCCUGGGGAGCUGGCCAAGCACGCCGUGUCCGAGGGCACCAAGGCCGUCACCAAGUACACCAGCUCCAAGUGAGCGCGCGCAGCGCCCUGAACCCAAAGGCUCUUUUCAGAGCCACCCACUCGUCAUUCAAAGGACUGUAGCUACAGAUUUGUUUCGUCAGCCGGCCCGGGCUAAUAAAUAAGGUUGCCAUUUGUUAGCGGGUUAUAAGCGGUGAUUCUACUCAAAGUUGGUUUAAGAAAUUGUUUGCAGAUGAAUUUUUGACAGAUGAAACUGUCAAUUCCAACUCCCUUUUUGAAGUUAACCCUUUACCAACACAAAAUUGCGGAAAUAAACGCUGUUUGUAA